Seminavis robusta is the source of this 1597-nucleotide messenger RNA. The record is from the annotation of a GenBank genome assembly. Lineage: Eukaryota; Bacillariophyta; Bacillariophyceae; Naviculales; Naviculaceae.
AUGACGUUCGAUCGUUUGUUUGACGACGAUGGUUGGCUUGAAGAGGCGACUGCAGCGCUCCGGAUCACUCAGUUUUGCAAGAUGUCGUUGAUGUCGGACAAAGAGGUGAUCCGUCGCGUAGUUGAGCUCAAGCAGCGUGGAAAUCAACGACCUACCGGUACAGUGGAAGAGCGCCGUCAAGACGUGGAGGAGGUGUGCAUCUUGAUGGAUCAAAUCCGUGAUCGCCAAGCCACCAAACUGGAAGCCGACUGUCGCGAGCAACAAGCCAUGAACGUCUUGCUCCAGAAUGGGUUCCAUCAGGCGGCCGAAACUCUCAAGAACCACAAGGAAGCCAAGAAGACGGCCUUGUCCAACUUGCUGGAUGCUGAGGACGUUUGGAAGAAUUUCAUUUUCCCCUCUUUGGGCGUGGGCCACUACGCAUUUGUCGGUCGUGUCAACAGGCGCUUCAAUGUCCUCUACAGAGAGUACUGCGAGACCUACCAGAAUACGAACGAUCCACCUGUGGCCUUCUACAACGUCAUUUGUGCACGAUAUUUCCUCGACGACGCCUCCCCCAGUGUUCCGAGUCGUGAGCAAGUGUGUCCGGCCAUUGCCAAGUGUGGAAGUCGGGCUGUCAUGGAGUGGGCCAACGAAAUGGCGGCCAAACACAGCCAUGUGGGUCUGAUUCAGUGGACACGAAACACCAACCUCUAUCCAACCAAAGAGUUGUUCCGUGCCAGUGUGGAACUUCAACUUCGGGGUUUUGUUGCCGGAGCCAAUCACCAGAACGUACGUGAGGCCAUCUCCAUAGCUAUUUUGAAAUGGGCUCGUCGCCACGGAUGUCCCUGGGAUGAGUCAACUUGCAUCGCAGCAGCUGCAGCGGGUCAUUUGCACAUUGUGCAAUGGGCAUGUGUCAAUGGAUGCCGAUUCUGUAUUUGGUCAACUUGCACUGCAGCAGCCAGAGCCGGUCAUCUGGCCAUUCUUCAAUGGGCUCGUGAAAAUGGACUCCAUUGGAAUGAAGAAACCUGUGCCGCUGCGGCGAGAGGUGGCCAUCUAGCCCUGCUUCAGUGGGCUCGUGCCAACCAUUGUCCCUGGAAUGAAUAUACCUGUGCUGCCGCGGCGGGCCGCGGUCAUCUGGCCAUUCUUCAAUGGGCUCGUGCAAACCAUUGUCCGUGGACUGAAGAAACCUGUUUCGCUGCGGCCCAAGGCGGUCAUCUGGCCAUUCUUCAAUGGGCUCGUGCAAACCAUUUUCCUUGGAAUCAAGAUACCUGUACCGCUGCGGCCCGCAAGGGUCAUCUGGCCAUUCUUCAAGGGGCUCGAGCCAACCAUUGUCCCUGGGAUUGGAAGACACGUCUUUGGAGCCGAGGGCACCCACAAGUACUACAGUGGGCGAUUGAAAAUGGCUGUCCAGCAUGACAAUAAUUCGGAUACGAUGCAGGGCCACCACAAACCAUUUUGGUUAGCUCAACGAAGGGUCCAUGACAUCUAUUUUUCACCAGCGACUUGGAGCAGCUGGUGGUCCGCCAAUUGAAGCAGAUCCACGAGACACGUUUCUCGUUUGUGCAAGUGUUUACAUACCAGUAGGAGAUACCGUAAAAUGAUAAAGAAUAUUCUGUGU